AGGAGUGGGUCACUGUUAGAAGAUAACAUCCGCGUUGACGGAAGAGAAAAAAAGAAGAAAAACGAAUCAAAGCAGCAGAAACAAUAUGAGGGGAGGAUGAUAAGAGUCUAAAUCGGCCACCAACAGCGCUGACGUCCAGUGUUGGCAGAUGCGAGCAGUUUCCUCCGGCUCUCAGCAUCCAAUUACAAUGGACGAGCUCCGGCUGUGUGGACUCUGAAGCGCUGCCCAGCCAGGAGCGAGAGGGGGGGAAAAAAGAGGAAACGGAGCGAGGGAGAGGGAGGGAAACAAUGCUCCGGCUCAUCCAUCUGCACUGAUCUGAAGUGGGAUUCAUCUUUUUUUUAAUUGUUUUGUCUUCUAAGUCUCCCGUGUGAGUGAGGAGACUGCUACCAGGAUCAAGUCCACGCACGCGGGGAAACGGUUUCUGUCCCAGAGGAUUGACAUUUAAACCACCAUGGUCCUCUUGUGGUUCUCCAGACUCCUAAUCAUCCUGGCCUGCAUCCCUCAUCUGUCUCUAGGAUGCCCCUCCGGCUGCCGCUGCUACAGUCUCACAGUGGAGUGCGGAUCUCUUGGGGUCAAAGAAAUCCCACAGGGUGUCCCAUCGGCCACAGAGACCAUCUUCCUUCAAGACAACUCUAUCGUGCAGAUCCGUCUUCAGGACCUGACUCGGCUGGGAAGCCUUCAUUACCUCUACCUCCAGAAUAACAGCAUCUCAGCUGUGGAGCCAGGCGCCUUCCUCAGCCAGGGCCAGCUGCUGGAGCUCGCCCUGAAUGGCAAUCUAAUCCACCUGGUCACAGCAGACAUGUUUCGGGGUCUGGAGCACCUUCGGAUCCUGUACCUCGCUGGAAACCAGAUCACCAGAGUGCAGGACUUCACCUUUAGAGGACUGCAGCGUCUGCAGGAACUCCACCUGCAGGAAAACAGCAUAGAGCUGCUGGCAGACAAAGCUCUGUCAGGUUUAUCAUCCCUGGCCCUGUUGGACCUGAGCAGAAAUCACCUCCGCACCCUGGGAGCCUUAUCCCUCAAACCACUCGUCAGCCUGCAGGUGCUCCGUGUCACAGAGAACCCGUGGCGCUGUGAUUGUGCUCUCGGCUGGCUGAGAACUUGGAUCAGAGAGGAUGGCCAGCGUCUGUUGAGCUCUGCUGAACAGCGCCGGCUGAUGUGCUCUGAACCACCUCGCCUGUCCCAUCUCAGUUUGGUGGAGGUGGCUCCCAACAGCCUGGUCUGCAUUCCCCCCGUGGUGCAGUUGGAGCCAAGCCACCUGACUGUGCGACUAGGGGAAAGCCUGCGAGUCUCCUGCCAGGCCUCGGGGUACCCUCAGCCUCAGGUAACCUGGAAGAAAGCCUCCCAUGGCAAGCCCCAGUUGUCACCUCGAGGACUGGUUCAAGAGCUGGGACCCAAUGGUGAGCUCUUCAGGCCUGGGAGUGCUGGAGGAGUGGUGACAGCCCUGCCCAGUGGAGGGAUGAAGGUCAGAGGUGUGGGAGGAAUCCAGGGGCCUGUGCGAGGGACCGAGGAGGGCGGUGAGAGGGACAGCUUUGACCCCGACAUGGGCAGCGGAAUGCUGUUUCUUAGCAAUGUUACUGUAGCACAUGCUGGGCGCUACGAGUGUGAAGCCUGGAACCCUGGAGGUGUAGCUAAAGUCACCUUUCAUCUGGCUGUCAACAUGUCCUCUUCUUCGUAUUCAUCCCAGUUCUGGCCUCGUUUCAACACGCACUCCUUUGUCUCCUCUUCAUCUAACUCCUUCUAUCAGCCGGAGGUUCUGGAUGUCAGCCAGGAGCCGCUCUAUGAACAGGACAGCAUGGACUUCAACGCUCUUGGACCGGCUACACAGACGGCCAUCGCUGUCGGCAUCUCUUUGCUUGCACUCACCGCCGUCCUCCUCUUGAUCAUGAUCUACAGUCGUCACCAGCAGAUCCGCAAAGAAGAAGGCGGCUCCUUCUGUACAAGCAAGGAAGAGAGCAUCCUCUACGUGAACGAUUACUCUGAUGGACCCACCACCUUUGCGCAGCUAGAGGAGUACCGCGACGACCACGGCCACGAGAUGUAUGUACUCAACAGAACCAAGCCCGUCCCGGGUUCCGCGUCCUCCAGGUGUCCCAUGUUGAGCGGGUUCGUCCAGCAGAAAAGCAUGAAGGACGCUCUCCUCGACCACGAAAUGGUGCAGACACUGACCAGAUCAGGGGGGAUGGGGCUUCGCAGAAACCCAGCAGACGGAGGAGAGGGACCCCUGACAACAGACCCGGAGGAGCUUUUCCUCAGUCAGAGCCUCCUCUUCGGAUCGCAGGUUGCCUACGAGAUCCACUGCUAAAGGGAUUUAAUUAGGUUCUGACAAGAAAACACACGAUUAUGGACUUAAAGACAUAACUGGAAAUCACCUUGAUGCAAAGAUUCAAAGCAUCACAUAAUUAAAAAGGACAGUUAGUUAGUGGUUGCUGGGGAAAACCUGAUUCAGCCGCUCAGAGACUCUUAUCUGAUUGAUUGUAUUACUUUAAAUGGAACAGAGGCAUAAACAGGACCUGGAGUCAACCCUUUAAAGAUAGGUUAAAGUGGCUAACUUAUGAGAAACAGUGCAGCACAUAAGGGAACUGACAAAUGGAUUUUAAAAAAGUGACUCAUGUUUUGUACCUUUUGUUCUCUUUAGGUUUGUUUUCUGUGUUUUGUCUGUGUUUUGUGCAAUCUAAUAAAGCUAAAUUUCACUGUGAAGUACAGAUGUUUUGUGGACCCUGUUUCAGACCCCAUUAGAAUUAGACCUGAUCAGAUCCUCUAACUGAAACGACAUUGUCACUACAUAUACCCGUGAGCGGGCGGAGGUGGGUGGAUUUAAUUAAAGAGGUUUUUUUUAGAAUGCAGCUAAAAGUCUUUUGUUUAUAACAUUUCAUUGUAUUCCUUGAUGUUAACAUGUCAUGUUUUUCUACUCAUUUGUUUGCAACAAUAGACAAGGGAUUCAUGUUUCUGUUGUCUGAAAUUAAAUCUACGGUGGAAUUAACAUCCGUCUGUAACAAGAAUUUUAAUGUGAAUAUUGUAUAUUUUGUCUUUUGUUUCUAAUAAAAUGUAUUGAAAAAGA
Molecule: messenger RNA, 3061 nt
Organism: Labrus bergylta (ballan wrasse)
Lineage: Eukaryota; Metazoa; Chordata; Actinopteri; Labriformes; Labridae
Gene: lrrc24
Product: leucine rich repeat containing 24
Molecular function (GO): protein binding
Source: RefSeq, a predicted model, not a curated record